Lycium ferocissimum is the source of this 737-nucleotide messenger RNA. RefSeq lists its product as uncharacterized. Lineage: Eukaryota; Viridiplantae; Streptophyta; Magnoliopsida; Solanales; Solanaceae. Bases 106 to 471 code for a protein of 121 amino acids. The record is from RefSeq and is a predicted model, not a curated record. The transcript has 2 exons.
UUUAUCAUUUUGCUACACACACUAUUCCUCCUUCACUUUACCAAUAAAAGUAUAUUUCAAUCGUCAAAAAAUAAUAAUUCAAAACCCUAUCCAAAUUCAGCCGCUAUGUACAGGCCUAAUUCUUCUAAUCAGAGUUUCUUCAACAAUCAACUCAUUCCAGUAGGGUAUUCAGUUCCACCAGUGAGUCAUACAGAUGAGGAAUUGGGUAUUCCACAGCAAAGACUUCUGAAUUCCAGGGAAAUGCAAGAAGCUCUUAAGAUAGAGAUUGAGAAGGAGAUGAGGAGAUGUCGAGAAAUCGAAUCGCAAAUUAAUAAGCAGGUCGGAGCCACGGUUUCAUCACCGGUGCCGCUGUUUUUUGCGCCGCCGCGAGACGACGGAAUGUCUGUGGAGGAGAUACUAAUAAGGGAUUGUAAGGAGAAGAGACUGGUGGAGAAGGCUGUUGCUGCUCGCCGCCGUCGGUACGGUGGCUAAGUGCUGCGUUAACAAUGUUUGCCUUAAUAACAACAACAUACGUAGUUAGAGUCUAUGCAGGGUAGCGUUUGCCCUAAUGGUAAAAUAGAAUAAAACAUCCUCUGUUUUAUUCUGUGUGUGUCUUGUAUUUGUUUUAAUGUUGUAAAAUACAACUAGUAAUACUAGCUAUCUUAAGCUAUGCAAUUUGGUUUUACCCUAUCAAAUCUCUAAAAGAAAAACUAUGAUCUUUGUGUGCGAAACUUCAAACAUUUAAACUUUGGUCUUUA